Molecule: messenger RNA, 2465 nt
Organism: Sapajus apella (tufted capuchin)
Lineage: Eukaryota; Metazoa; Chordata; Mammalia; Primates; Cebidae
Gene: BIRC5
Product: baculoviral IAP repeat containing 5
Exons: 4
Coding region: 118-546 (142 amino acids)
Source: RefSeq, a predicted model, not a curated record
CAGACGGCCGCGCGGCAGACCGCCUAAGAAGGCGUGCGCUCCCGACAUGCCCCGCGGCGCGCCAUUAACCGCCGGAUUUGAGUCGCCGGACCGUUUGGUGGCGGCGGCGGCGGCGGCAUGGGUGCCCCGACGUUGCCCCCUGCCUGGCAGCCCUUUCUCAAGGACCACCGCAUCUCUACAUUCAAGAACUGGCCCUUCUUGGAGGGCUGCGCCUGCACCCCGGAGCGGAUGGCCGAGGCGGGCUUCAUCCACUGCCCGACUGAGAACGAGCCGGACUUGGCCCAGUGUUUCUUCUGCUUCAAGGAGCUGGAAGGCUGGGAGCCAGAUGACGAUCCCAUAGAGGAACAUAAAAAGCAUUCAUCCGGUUGCGCUUUCCUUUCUGUCAAGAAGCAGUUUGAAGAAUUAACCCUCGGUGAAUUUCUGAAACUGGACAGAGAAAGAGCCAAGAACAAAAUUGCAAAGGAAACCAACAAUAAGAAGAAAGAAUUUGAAGAAACUGCGAAGAAAGUGCGCCGUGCCAUUGAGCAGCUGGCUGCCAUGGAGUGAGGCCUCUGGCCGGAGCUACCUGGUCCCAGAGUGGCUGCACCACUUCCAGGGUUUGUUCCCUGUUGCCACCAACCUUCCUGUGGGACCCUUGGCAAUGCCGUAGGAAAGGAGGUCAACAUUUUCAAAUCAGAUAUUUCAACUAUACUCUUGUUUUAUCUUGAAAGUGGCACCAGAGGUGCUUCUACCUGUGCAGCUGGUGCUGCUUAUAACAGUGACUGCUUCUCUCUCUCUCGCUCUCUCUUUUUUUUUUUUAAAUAGACGGGGUUUCACCAUGUUGGUCAGGCUGGUCUUGAACUCCUGACUUCAGGUGAUCCACCCGCCUCAGCCUCCCAGAGUGCUGGGAUUAUAGACGUGAGCCACCAUGCCCAGCCGUUUUUGCUUUCUUGAUUCCUGGACUUAACCAGGUGAGAAGUGGGGGAGGAAGAAGGCGGCGUCCCUUUUGCUAGAGCUGAUGGCUGUGUUUGCGUGGGCAGAGCCUUGGCAGUGAAUGUAUCUGGACCUCAUGCUGUGGACUGGCUGUCACUCAGUCCUGAGUGUGGACUUGGCAGAUGCCUGUUGAAUCUGUGCUGCAGGUUCCUCAACUGUCACAUCUGUGCUGCCUCAGCAACCUUUUUUUUUUUUUUUUUUUGGUAAAAGCAUGAUUUGUGUAUGAUGAGGAGGGGAAUGGAGACAGAGCCCCCAGCUCCUCUACAGUUUCUCAACGUGGUUUUCUUCUUUUGUUUGAAUUCCUAAUUCACAGAAUAGCACAAACUGCAAUUAAAACUCAGCACAAAACCAUUCCAAGUGAUUGGGGAAAUCCGGGUGAACUUCAGGUGGAUGUGGAGACAGACUAAGGUGACAGGAAGCGUCUAGCAGAAACUCCUUUAGGCAACUGCUGUGUAAUUAGACAGGCCCAGUGAGCCUCGGGGCAUAUGCUGGCUGUUCCUCCCUGAGAAAAAGGCAGUGGCCUGAAUCCUUUUUAAAUGACUUGGCUCAGUGCUGUGGGGGACUGGCUGGGCAGCUGCAGGCUGUGUGUCUGUCAGCCCAACCUUUACAUCUGUCAUAUUCUCCACAUCGGGGAAGGACGUACUCUGCCCAGGUCCCCGCCUUCUUCAGAGGCAGCAGCUCCUACAGGGCUGAAGGCUGGCAUAAGUUGAUGGAUUUGAUUUCCCCUCCUCCCUGUGGUAGAGCUGCAGAGUGGAUUGGUACAGCUUCGUUGGAAACCUCUGGAGGUCAUCUCGGCUGUUCCUGAGAAAUAAAAAGCGUGUCAUUUCAAACGCUGCUGCAGACCCUACUGGGUUUUUUAAAUUUUGUCAGUGUUUCAUUGUGGUCUCUAGCCUGCCAACAGCCAUCUCCCUAGACAGCCGCAGUGAGGACGAGCGUCCUGGCAAAGAUGCAGUUGGCCCUGGGCACUCACCAGAGCCACGAACCCCAGACCUAUUUGUAUCUCCCAGGCUCCUUCCGGGUGGAAACGGCUGUGAAAAUGCACCUCAGAUUCACUUAUUUCUGCCACAUCUGAGUCAGGGCCUGAGAGAUAUUUUUCCCUCUGAACUUAGAGAAUAUCACAGUGGUUUGUGUUGGCAGAAAAUGCACUCCAGCCUCUGUACUCCCCUAAGCUGCUUAUUUUUUAUAUUUGUGCCAGUCUGUAAAUGGAUAAUAACUGUUGCUUAGAAAUUGGCUUUGUGGAGAAACUGGAAAAUAAUGGUUUUAUCUUCAACUCCUUUGCACGCCAGAGGGUGAUGUGGACCUCAGCUUCUGCCAGCCUAUGCUGUGGGCAGGGCUGAGCUGAAGCUGCCCCUCUCAGCCUGCCUGCCACAGCUUUUCCUUAAAGGCCAUUCUUAAAACCAGACCCUCAUGGCUGCCAGCACCUGAAAGCUUCAUCAAUAUCUAUUAAUAAAGCCGUAGGCCCUCGUCUAACGGCAACUGCCUAGGCUUUCUUU